AUGGAGGAGCAGGAUGGCACCUGCAGCUCCAGCUGGGAGACCCCACAGGACAAGAGUAGCAGCCUGGAUUCCCCUUGGUCAUGGAUUCCAAUAAUGAGAGACCCUGGAUGGAUUCGAAAUGUAUGGUCUUCAAAUAUUAAUGCGCAGACCAUGAAUUACGUGGGACAGCUCGCAGGCCAGGUGUUUGUCACCGUGAAGGAACUCUACAAGGGUCUGAACCCUGCCACACUCUCUGGAUGCAUCGACAUCAUCGUUGUUCGCCAGCCCAAUGGGAGCCUUCAGUGCUCCCCGUUCCACGUCCGCUUUGGGAAGAUGGGGGUUCUGCGCUCCCGGGAGAAAGUGGUCGACAUAGAGAUCAAUGGGGAAUCUGUGGAUUUGCACAUGAAACUGGGAGAUAAUGGAGAAGCCUUUUUUGUUCAGGAGACUGAUAAUGACCAGGAGGUGAUUCCCAUGCACCUGGCCACCUCGCCCAUUCUGUCGGAGGGAGCCUCUCUGAUGGAGUGCCAGCUAAAAAGGAAUUCUGUGGACAGGACCAGAGGCCUAGAUCCUAGUAUGUCAGUCCAGGAGCUGCCUCCCAGUGACACCCCUUUAAGUGGCUCAUUGGUAAAGAAGAGAAGAAAAAGGCGAAGAAAGUCCCAGCUGGACAGCCUGAAAAGAGACGAGAACAUGGACAUGUCUGAAGACGAGGACAUGUUUCUCAUAGAGAUGAGCUCUGAUGAGGGCAUAGAGCCGAUGGACAGCACUUUAUCAGUAACCCUUCCUAGUGAUGAGCCUCCAUUCCAAGAUGAUGCUUCUGAGAAGAAUCUUUCCCCAGUUCCGACUUACCCACAGUCAGCAUCUUACCCUAAUUCCGAUAGAGAAUGGACACCUAGUCCAAGUAGUCCAAUAGAUUGCAAAAGGACUCCCCCAUCUCAUCUCGCAGUGGCGGCCGAGGGCGGACUCUCUAGUUCUUGUCCCCCACAGUGCUCCCAGUUCCCUGCUCCAGAAAGUCCUUCAGGUUCCCGACCCUCCACACCUAAAAGUGAUUCAGAACUGGUCAGCAAGCCCACAGAUAGACCCAUGCAGAAGAAUACUCUGGAAAUGCUCUGGCUGUGGGGAGAGUUGCCACAGGCUGCAAAGUCAUCUCCACACAAAGCCAAAGACUCCAGUCCAUUAAGCAGCAAGAAAAUAUGUGAGGAUUUACACUUUCAUGCCAUUCAGAGCGAGCUUUCCGAUACGUUUAGUGACCAGUCACCCACGCUAACCCAGGAGCCUUUGAUGACACCAAUGCCAUCUCCAUCUUUUGAGGAGAGCAAGUCUCCACUGGAAAUGCAGUUUGUGAACGAAGAAGAGGCGGAAGUUUUAGGAGCAGCUGCACCCAUCAUACCAACCUCGGAAGAAGCCAAGAUCCUCCCCACCACUUUGGCCCCUGCGGCAGCUGUGGCUGCGGCCAGCAAGACGGAUUCGCCAUCUAGGAAAAAAGACAAACGGAGCCGACACCUGGGUGCCGACGGUGUCUAUCUGGACGACCUCAGCGACAUGGACCCGGAAGUGGCCGCCCUCUACUUUCCCAAAAAUGGGGAUCCUCCGAUGGCAAAACAGGCCAACGACAACGGAGCCAGGUCGGCCAACCAGUCCCCGCAGUCCGUGGGCAGUUCUGGCAUGGACAGUGGCGUGGAAAGCACAUCCGAUGGCCUGCGGGACCUGCCAUCAAUCGCCAUCUCCCUUUGUGGGGGUCUCAGCGACCACCGAGAGAUCACCAAAGAUGUGUUCCUGGAGCAGGCUGUGUCCUAUCAACAGUUUGUGGAGAACCCAGCCCUCAUCGAUGACCCCAAUCUGGUGGUGAAGAUUGGGAAUAAGUACUACAACUGGACCACAGCAGCACCUCUGCUUCUGGCUAUGCAGGCCUUCCAGAAGCCUCUGCCAAAGGCUACUGUGGAAUCUAUCAUGAGGGAUAAGAUGCCCAAAAAGGGAGGAAGAUGGUGGUUCUCAUGGAGGGGAAGAAACAGCACAAUCAAAGAGGAGAGUAAACCCGAGCAGGGCCUGGCCGGGACAAGUAGAAGUAACGGGGAACAGCUCACGCAGCUUGGCUUGGCGACCAGAAUCAAGCAUGAAUCAUCCUCCAGUGAUGAAGAGCAUGCAGCUGCCAAGCCAUCCAACACAAGCCACCUCUCUCUCUUGUCCAACGUCGGUUACAAAAAGACCCUCCGGCUCACUUCAGAGCAGCUGAAAAGCUUGAAGCUGAAGAAUGGCCCCAACUCUGUGAUUUUCAGUGUCACCACGCAGUACCAGGGCACAUGUCGCUGUGAGGGCACCAUUUAUCUGUGGGACUGGGAUGAUAAAGUCGUCAUUUCAGACAUCGAUGGCACCAUUACCAGAUCAGAUACUCUUGGCCACAUUUUACCAACCCUCGGGAAGGAUUGGACCCACCAGGGCAUUGCCAAACUGUACCAUAAAGUAAGCCAAAAUGGGUAUAAGUUCCUCUACUGUUCGGCACGUGCUAUCGGGAUGGCAGAUAUGACGAGGGGCUACCUACACUGGGUCAAUGAGAGGGGCACAGUGCUGCCCCAGGGGCCCCUGCUGCUGAGCCCAAGCAGCCUCUUCUCUGCCUUGCACAGAGAAGUGAUUGAAAAGAAGCCAGAAAAGUUUAAAGUCCAGUGUUUGACAGACAUCAAAAACCUGUUUUUCCCAAAUACAGAGCCCUUUUAUGCUGCUUUUGGAAACCGGCCAGCUGAUGUGUAUUCAUAUAAGCAAGUAGGAGUGUCCUUGAACAGAAUCUUUACUGUCAACCCCAAAGGGGAACUGGUGCAGGAACAUGCAAAGACCAACAUCUCCUCAUAUGUGAGACUCUGUGAAGUGGUUGACCACGUCUUCCCACUGCUGAAGAGAAGCCAUUCUUCUGAUUUUCCCUGUUCAGACACUUUCAGUAACUUCACCUUUUGGAGAGAGCCACCACCACCCUUUGAAAACCAAGAUAUCCAUUCGGCCUCUGCAUAAGUCAUAAUAGGCAGCCUCCCUGAUGUCGUGUGCAGCCCGGCAGCCCCAUUAAAGGAUAGGUUUUGGGAGCCGUGGCGUGGGCGCUCUUCAGCUUGCUGUGCAGUGAUUUGCUUGAGAACUGGGAAAACUGAGCAGCAUUUUUUACCCCCCUUUGUCCUAGGGUGGGUUGCCCCUGCUCAGGGAAAAUUGAAAGUCAAAGGUCAGAUGCAGGCACAGCAUGGAAGGCCUACCUUCAAGGCCAGUAGGUUCUUCUUGUUGACCUCUGUCCCUAUGGUCUUGGGAAAGGUGCGAUGGGGCUCAAGACACCUGAGUAGAAGGGUCCCCACUGCCAACAGCUUUCAUUGUGGAAGAUCAUAGACUCUAGGCUGAAGAAACGGGGUACUCAUUUCCAUUGACCUGGUAGUGGCAUGGCUGCUUGCAGAGUGGAGAGGGGUGUGUGUGUGUGUGUGUGUGUGUGUGUGUGUCUAAUUGCAUGUGUGUGCGCACAGGGGUAGGGACUAGUAUUGACAUGGCUGUCUGCAGAAUGGAGGGCUGUGUGUGUGUGUGUGUGUGUGUGUGUGUGUGUGUGUGUGUGUGGGUGUGUGGUAGAGGCCCAGGACCUAAGGUCUCUGAUGGGAAUCCGAACCCCGCUGUGCUGGCUCUUGGUCUUGCCCAUGCUUCUUCCGUUGCAUACUUGCAGCCUUCUCUUCUAGUUUAGGUCAUCCUUGCUGUUUCAUUUCUGUGGUUAAAGAUAACCUGUGUCAUUGGUCCCCCUCCCCUAUUUCCUUGUGGCUCAGCCUAAUGCCUCUGUGGCAGGCAUGUUGCUUAGAAUAUGCUUUGCCUGGCAUCCUUUGUGCAGUUGGCCAGGGAGUGUCCCUGUGUCCCCAGGCCCCACUGUCCUGUGGCAGUGCUGUGGUGGGCAGGAGAGCUGAUGCCAGGGUCAGUGUGAGGUGGAUUCCUGUGGGACGAGAUGGCGGUGGCAGUCAGCACCUGACUUUGUUUUAAGAAAAUGGACACAGAAGUUGUCAAAAUCUUUUCUUAUGUAGAUAUUAUUUAUAAAUUCCUGCUGAUUGGGUCACUGUCACUAGCCUUUCAGGCCUGUCUCUUUGUGACAACUGAGGGCAGCUAAGACCAAAGACCUUUUCCUUACUUAGGCCUUUGCUGUCCCCCUCACUGUGACCUGUCUGUGUCCAUAGCGCCUCACUCUCGCACAAGGAUGAAUGCAGUUCUCUGAACCCCUGGAGAAGAGGCUUCUCUUCCUUGUGCUUAGGUUGGCUUGAGGCCAGACAGUUUGAAAAGCAAGAGAGUUAUUUUUGGUAAAAGAUUUUGCUUUACUUUUGAAGUAUUACUAUUUUUUUUUUAAAGAAGGUCUAACUCCACUGACUGGAAUGCUUUCCUAUUGAAAUCACAUUGAUAGUCAUUGGAGAAGUAAGAAAUGAAGAAAAAAGUUGAUGGAAAUUUUACUCUUUCUAUGAAAGAAAUCCCUGAGGUGUUCCCAUCUUGGUGGUGGAUGGGCUCUGCUGGUGCUAGACUGAGCACACGCAGAGGAAGGUCUGCCUGGGAGCAACUGAGCAUGCGCAGGGAAAGGCGCCCAGGGCAGGAGCACGCAUGCGCAUAUCCCCUAUUUUGGCAGCUCAUAAUGGAUACUGGUCCUGCCUUAAUCCAUCAUUCUGGGAUUGCCCCACCAGUGAACUUCAGAAGCUGCCUGAGUUCUUUCUGUCUCUCAGGUAUUUUGAGGGGACAGAAGGUUUGAAUUAUAACUGAAAUAUAAGCUCAAGGGAGCCUACCGAAGGUGACCUAGUUUCUCUACCAGGGAGAAACUUGGAUGCCAUAGUGGUGAGCGCUACCAUAUUCCUGUUACCCUUUUGCCAUUAACUUCAUGGGUAGGAGGCUACCAGCUUGUUAUCCAUUUUUCUACAUGGAUGAGAGAUCACACUGGCCCCUCAUUGGAUGCCCAUGAAGCUAACAUGUUCGUUGGCCCUCUGAUACCAUACGUGUCCCCUAGAAACACACCAUCUGGGGCUGGGUCCCUCUCAGAGAGGGAGUCCAGGAAAGCCUGGGACGUCACCUUGGUUGGUGGCAAACUAGAUCCACUGCUAGGCUCCCCUCCCUCGUAUGUGAAAUGGCUUAUUUGCAUCAAACAAGUAUGUCCCAGCCAUCCUGCUAUCAAGUGCUGUAUUUGGACUACACAUUACAAAGUUAUCCUGAAAAGGGGUUACUUCAUAAUUACAAGAAUCCCAGUGUUCCUCUCCUGAUAAGGAACGAGGAGACUCCUGGUCUAUGGAAAAGCCCAUUCACUUGGCCUAUUGAAGAAAGUGGUGGCAUCUUCAAGGAGUAUUCUCUUUUCAAUUUCACGUUUGGGCUAUUUCACUCGCAGCACUUGACUUGUAUUUGUACAUGCUGGUGCAAUGAUCAAAAUCACUGUAAUACUUCAUUGUGUUGUGCUGGAUACAAAACUAGAAAAUAUUGCAAUAAAGGAGACCAAUGAAAGACUUCUAAAAAUGAAA
This is a messenger RNA of Suncus etruscus (white-toothed pygmy shrew), 5462 nucleotides long. It is a transcript of the gene LPIN1, whose product is annotated as lipin 1. Gene Ontology annotation, molecular function: phosphatidate phosphatase activity; transcription coactivator activity. Gene Ontology annotation, cellular component: nucleus; mitochondrial outer membrane. Gene Ontology annotation, biological process: triglyceride biosynthetic process; positive regulation of transcription by RNA polymerase II; cellular response to insulin stimulus. The record is from RefSeq and is a predicted model, not a curated record. NCBI's taxonomy places the organism in Eukaryota, Metazoa, Chordata, Mammalia, Eulipotyphla, Soricidae.